GCUCAUGGUUAGAGACGUCACGUUGCUGUGGUCAAUUGGCACUCACUGAGACUGUUUUUGACCUUUUAGAGCUACCGAAAACUGAGGUAGCUGGAAGCGUGUGAUUGAAAACAAGACAAAAAGUCAUGUGGAAUAAAAGAAACAGAAAGAAACGACCAAUAAAGAUGAACUUCGAGCUAGAAGAAUCGCUGCUCACCCAGAGCGGACCCGUCUCAGAGAGGAUGGAGAAAUGGACGGAAGCCCAGAGGAAAGGUCAGAAAAUCGACAUAGACGUUUACGGGAAACCAUCAGAGAAACAACUCAGGGAACUGGAACACGUGAGGAGCUUGAGCAAAGAGCUACAGGAUAAUUUGCAUGAAUUAGAAACCGCUGUCCGCAUCGCAGACGUGGAGAACCAAGCGAUGAACCCGACAGCACCCAUGCUGGACUACUCCGAAGACCACGAAUUCGUGUCCGCGAACCGGCUGAACAAUUGCUACGGCGACGAAGACUUGGUUGACGCCAAAGAAGAAGAAAAACGUAGACUGACCAAGGGUAAAAAGACAACGACAGAAAUACAGCAGUUUUACGCUGAUCAGAGUGUGUUUGUGACCGGUGGCACUGGGUUUCUGGGUAAAGUUUUGAUUGAGAAGUUGCUGCGCUCGUGUUCAGAUGUCGACACCGUCUAUGUGCUCGUUCGAAACAAGAGGGGCAAGGACCCAAGGGACAGGGUGCACGACAUCCUUGAUGAUUUCCUGUUCCAGAGAGCGCACAAUGAGAAGCCUAAGAGCGUACACAAGGUUGUCCCCAUUUACGGUGACAUGACGCUUCCUGGGCUGGGCAUAAGCGACGAGGACAGGAAGACCCUGGUCAGCAAGGUGACAAUUAUAAUUAAUGCGGCUGCCACCGUCAAAUUUGACGAGAAGCUGAGCAUCGCGACCGCGAUCAACGUUAAAGGAACCAAGGAAGUCCUGAAACUCGCCAAGGAGUGCAGGAACUUGAAGGCGGUUACCCAUGUCUCGACCGCCUUCUCGAAUACGCAAGUCAAACACAUCGAAGAGAAGUUCUACGACUCUCCGAUGUCGGUGGAGACUUUGGAGGCUGUUUCGGAGCUAGACGAUGAACUGAUCAAUAGCAUACUGCCUACUCUCCUCGGCAAAAGACCAAACACAUACUGCUUCACGAAGGCAGUCGCUGAAGAGGCGGUGAGGAGAUACGGAGAAGGACUGCCUAUUUGCAUUUUAAGACCAUCUAUAGUUGUGUCUACGUAUGAGGAGCCGGUGCGCGGCUGGACGGACAGCGUGUACGGUCCGACGGGGCUCGUCGUGGGCAUCGGCACUGGGGUUCUACGCACUAUGUACAUGGAUUUAGAGAAAGUUGCCGACAUGGUGCCCGUGGACUACACCGUGAACGCCAUACUGGUUUCGGCGUGGCACACCGCUAAGAACUUCAAAGAGAAUCAAACAUCGCACAUACCGAUCUAUAAUUAUGUGUCCGGAGCCCAGAAUCCUAUCAAAUGGGGCGAAUUCAUAGAUUUGAAUCGAAAAUACGGUAUCGACAAACCCACUACGAAGGCUGUGUGGUACUACGGAUUGAAUCCGACCAACAAUUACUACAUGUUCCUGUUUUACAAUUUCUUCUUGCACUAUCUACCAGCGCUUUUUGUCGACAUUUACUUCGUUCUGGCGGGCAAGAAGGCUACGAUGGUGAAGAUCUACAAAAAGGUGAUGAAGCUGACCAACAUCCUGUUCUACUUCUCGACCCAGGACUGGCAGUUCAGCGACAACGGAGUCCGGGACAUGUGGGGCUCGCUGCCGGACGACGACAAAGUCAUAUUCCCGUUUAACAUAGCCGAUAUGUCCUGGGACUAUAUGUGCGAGACCUUCCUAGUCGGACUUCGUGUGUAUCUACUUAAGGACGACCUGUCCUCUCUGCCCGAAGCCAGAAAAAAAUGGACAAGAUUAUUCAUCCUGCAUCAAAUUGUGAAGCUCGUCACUCUUAGUUUUGUUUUGUAUUUAGCCUAUGUAAUACUAAAACCGAUCGUAUCUUUGUUUGUGGCUUGAGUAACUGUAUCUUAGUCUGAAUAAUUAAAAUUAAGAUAUUUAUGUUUGUACAGACACGAUGGUAGCGGAUAAAAUUGUUACAGUGACAUCUAGCGAUGAAAUUCAAAACCAUGAAGUAUUUUUUGUUAUUUUAAUGACAUCUAGUGGUUGGACACGCGAAGAAUAAAUAUUCUAUGUUAAAAAAACUUAAAACUGAACAAUGGCAACGAACAUAAAAAAAUAUUUACAAAAAUAUAUGUUAUCAAGACAAAUUGGGUUAUUUAUAGGGAUAUUACCAAUUUAAAGCAGAUUAUUAUGAGAUUUAUUUAAUUUGUGAGAGAUUUUAAACGAGAUUUUAAAUGUUAAAGUAAUUACAGUAUUUAAUAUUAUAAAAUUAAAUAUGUAUGUACUUACUUAAUUGUUGGACGUGUCGGUGUUUAAUUAAGCAACAAAGAAAAGAGGUUAGACAGUGUUUAAAAUAUGUACAAAUACACAAAUAAAACAAGUUUUAGAAUAAAAUAAUAAUGACAUAUUUCAGCUUUGGCGCGCUCUUAGUUUUUUUUUUAAAGGAAUUAUAUGACCUGGUAAUUAAGACCUUUAAGUCAUGUCUUAAUUUAAUUUAUAUUAGUCUUAUUUUUAUGAAAAAUUAUAAUAUGAAGGGAAAUGAAAUGAAAUGAAACGAAGAUGAUUAAUUUGAGACAUUAAUUAACUGGGAUGAAAUUAAAUUAAAUGAUGGUAUGGGAUCAAAUUUGAUCUCAGUAAAAUGGUGGUCAUUUACUGAAAAAUUUUCAGUGGACUUUUUGGAGGAACCCGAGAAGUUACGUCCAGCAGCUUUGUUUCAUUUUCCCAUAUUUGUGCACUUUCACAGAUAUUAAACAGUUAAUAAACCACCGUUACUACACAUUUAAAUCUGAAGAAAAACUAAAUAGAUAAAAUAAAACAAAUCACACAACUUCACUCCUCGCAUUCCCGCCAAAAAGUCGCGGGCUUUUAGUGUGUACUCUCUACCAUAGAUUAAAUUGUUGUGAUUUAAUGUCUUAAUUUAAAUAUGAACCUAAUUAAAAUCCGCCAGUUACCUAACUAUAUAAGCGAUCCAAUACAUUGUUGGAUAAAAACCUUUUAAAUAUCAUAACCACGAGAUUAAUCCGUCCUUGAUUCUAGAAUUAAAACUUUAGAAAUUAAAACAUUUUAAACUAGCUAAAAUAAUUUAAAAGAAAGUGUAGGAAACGUAUCUGGUAACAAAAUAGUCAAAAUUCAUUUAGGCAAAAGUAUUUUCUAAAUGUUAACUUCACUCUACACAUUAGAUCAAUCUCUUAUAACGGAAUGUUAUCUCGGAACUAUUUAAUGCAUAGAUUUGUCGCGUCACGCAAAAGCAAUUUUAUGUUUUAAGUGUUCAAUGUUCAAAUUAUUGUUAUUACUAAUAUUUUGUCCUUAAACAAAGGAAAGUGUACAGAGAAAAAAAAUACUAGCUUCCAAUAGCGUAAAACAUUGAUUUAUUAAACUAAUCAUAGUUGAAUACAUACUUGUUUGAAUUGUAUGUAGUAUAUUACGUGAGUCCGCGAUAUCGGUAUGCUCACAGCCGAUUGUGGAAAGGGUUGCCACCUUUUUUUUGUAGAUAAAGUACAUUGGUUGUUAUAGGUAGGAAAAAAAUUUAGAAAAAAAACGAGUGCUCAGGUGAUGUAGUGUAUUUCGCUUAUCGAAAAAAUACAUAUGACUAAACUUUUUAAAAUCCCAAAGAAAGCUAAACAUGCCAAAUAAAGUAUUUUCGUGGACUUAAUUGUUCACAUAAAGUAUAGAGUGCAAUUACCUGAAAUAGCGUGCAAUACUUUAUUAUAAAGUACGGGUGGCAGCCCUAAUUGUGGACCUCGCUAUCUAAAAAUGCGCCAUUUUAUUUAUUGAAUCUCAAAAUUUGCCGCGCAAACUUACUAAAUUUUCCCAAACGUGUACGUGAUUUCAUUCCAUCUGACAGAGUUUGGGGCUGGUUAUACAAUAUAUAAACGAAGAACUUACAGUAGUUGAUGCUCAAAUGAAAUAUUAAGUGUAUUUUAUCUAUGCACUUAUGCACCGUGAUUGGUUUUGAGAUUAACGUGAAAUUUGUUAGAUUACUGUUUCAUGCUUUAUUAUAUUACAAAUUGAAGUAGUUUUUAUAUUAAAUAACCUAAAAAUGCU
This is a messenger RNA of Bombyx mori (domestic silkworm), 4190 nucleotides long. RefSeq names its product fatty acyl-CoA reductase wat. Gene Ontology annotation, molecular function: alcohol-forming very long-chain fatty acyl-CoA reductase (NADP+) activity. Gene Ontology annotation, biological process: long-chain fatty-acyl-CoA metabolic process. Lineage: Eukaryota; Metazoa; Arthropoda; Insecta; Lepidoptera; Bombycidae. The transcript is spliced from 15 exons. The record is from RefSeq and is a predicted model, not a curated record. Gene Ontology annotation, cellular component: peroxisome. The coding region runs from base 126 to 2042 and encodes 638 amino acids.